GUCACAGAUAGCAUUCACCUCACAUAACCUGUUAUCUCAAUUAUAAGUUACUUCGUUUUAGUGUUUUGUCAACGCUUUGGCAAUAACGGUUCUUUGGGAGCAAAAAUGAAAUUGCCAAUACUUUUCGCCGCAGCGCUGCUAACAGGCUUCUGUUCUGCCAAUCCCUUGGGUAAUAAAAAUGAGAAAUUGAUAAUCGACAGUGACUUCUUCGAUUCCCAGUUCAAAAUCUACUCCAGCCAACAUGACAUCAUCAAUCUGAUGCUUCCACUAAACGCCCUCAACUUCGACGAGGAUAAUGACGAUGAUGAUUAUUCAAAUAAUCAUUUCAGUUUAUUCUUUACUGAAGUUGAUAUAGGUGCUGACGGAGAAAAGGAUUACAAAGGUCUGUACGUUCUGCGAGAUCGCCAAGCCCACAAACUACUGGAUAACGGUAGAGAUUCCACAUCAAGCAAUGGUGACAAAAAGGAUGUAUACUUCGCUGCAUCUGAUGGCAUUUACAAAUACAAUCCCGAGAAAACUGCAGCUGAGAAAUACGGAAACUUAAAUGAUAAUUUCAUUAGCAUUUUACAAGUGAACGGCACUGAUGAAACAACAUUAUAUGUUAUUGACGACAAAUACGAAAUGUACAAAAUAACUGGAGAGGGAACUAAAAAGGAAAAGGUGAACGGUGUGUCCAAAGUCCAACAAUUCGUUUUAGAUUUUGAAAACAACAUUUACUUCUACGACCAAAACAAAGAUGUGUACGUCAUUAAUGAACAAGGAGUUACCAAGUUCGAAGGUCUUAAGAAGGAUCCUAAGUACAUACAAUUGCUUAAACCUGCUUUCCUUUUUCUAAACUAUGUACCUUUAAUAUUAGAUGAUAAGGUAUAUUUAAUUUAUGCCGAUGGCCGUACUGAAUUAAGCGACUUUGUAAUUAAAAACAAACCUACAGGUUACGCUCUCGAAGGAACAUUGAUUCAGUUUUAUGCUUAUGAGAAAAAGAUUUACGAAUAUAACCUACUGCAGAUUGUAAUAUCAGGUAUGCUUGAAGAGGUAAAAUCUUACUUUGAUGAUAAUGUUGAAACCAUAAAAGAAGUUGCUACUCGUUCCAGGGGCAGUUUGAGGUCAAAACCAAAUCAAAUUUAGGAGAUUCAUUAAAUGGAGUUAUAAUUUAA
This is a messenger RNA of Amyelois transitella, 1154 nucleotides long. RefSeq lists its product as uncharacterized. NCBI's taxonomy places the organism in Eukaryota, Metazoa, Arthropoda, Insecta, Lepidoptera, Pyralidae. The transcript is spliced from 2 exons. The record is from RefSeq and is a predicted model, not a curated record. Bases 106 to 1125 code for a protein of 339 amino acids.